Messenger RNA from Cydia amplana, 387 nucleotides. RefSeq lists its product as uncharacterized. The record is from RefSeq and is a predicted model, not a curated record. The transcript has a single exon. Gene Ontology annotation, molecular function: nucleic acid binding; zinc ion binding. Lineage: Eukaryota; Metazoa; Arthropoda; Insecta; Lepidoptera; Tortricidae. The annotation marks the transcript as partial.
AUGGCGGACUUACGCAUUUCGGGCCUAGAUGAGGCAGCCACUCAGGAAGAGAUCGCGGGAGCAAUCGCUAAAUUGGGAGAGUGCUCAAUAAAUGAAGUUAAGGUGGGAUCGAUUAGGGCCCAAUAUAAUGGGACAGCGUCGACUCUGGCACAGUGCCCUAUAACGGCAGCCAAGAGGGUCACCGCAGCGGGUCGACUUCAAAUAGGAUGGUCCUCGGCUCUAGUAGUGGCGCUGGACCCAACACCGAUGAGGUGCUUCAGGUGUAUGGGCACGGGGCACACCAGAGCACUAUGCCCGUCGCCAGUAGAUAGGAGCGGUCUCUGCUUCCGGUGUAGCAGGCCGGACCACAAGAGGGUGGACUGCAAGGCGGAGACUGCCUUCUGCUCG